Mya arenaria is the source of this 9346-nucleotide messenger RNA. RefSeq lists its product as uncharacterized. The transcript is spliced from 9 exons. The record is from RefSeq and is a predicted model, not a curated record. Lineage: Eukaryota; Metazoa; Mollusca; Bivalvia; Myida; Myidae. Bases 3078 to 6311 code for a protein of 1077 amino acids.
CAUUUUCAAAUCAAAGGGCUUAAAGCGUUGAAUGGCUUGUAUAGGUCACUUGAAAUGUGGAAUACACCAAAUAGUUACUUAUACUGUAUGGAGUAAUUCUCAAUAUCAUAUAAAACCUUAUCUGGGGCUUUAGUUUCAUAAACAAUGCACUGCCACGGAUAAAGCAUUAAGGAAUUUUUAGUAAAAUUUACUCUACACUUCAAACUUGACUUUGGCGUAUUUAAUUUCCUACCCAGGGUAUGCCAGCUAAACCAAAUGCAUCCCAACAUAAUGCAUUGGACAUAUUAAUUAUGUUUAUGUUUAAGGCUUCUUUCUACAAUGCCAAAUACCUCAGGAUCGAAUCACCCACAUACUAUUCAUUCCCUGUAUUUUUUUAUGUUCAUGUAUCUUAAUAUUGCCCUAAACAUAUGUCACUCGUGGACAAAAUGAACAUAUUUAUAUCAGUCCUUUUUUUAAAUAUGCAAAUGAAUUAAGCUACAUGCUCAAGAUAUUGGACUGAAAUUACUGAGACAAAUUGAGAAAUAUUCACAUACUUUCCGUUUCAUUCAGCAUUACAUGACAAUGACACAAAUUGUAGCAGGUCGAUAGCCUGUCAACGCUUUACGCGAUUUGAUUGGAAUGGUAAACGUGUAUAAUAUUCAUUAAAUUAUGGUUCAAAGGUUGUUAAUAUGUACUUACACAAUAGAAUGGUUUUAUGCGACACUCAUUUUACAAACACAAGUAAAAACUAACAAUCUCAAUAAAAAAUGUGAAGUAAAAGCCGAUUUAGGAAAUUUGUCGCGUAAUGCGACUAAAAUGUUGAGUAUAAACGGUUAAAAAAACAGAGUCUCUUUUAAAGUAUCAAGAUUAAUUUAUUUCAUUAAACUAACAUUGAUUUAACAAUACAUAUAUUCAAUAUAAAACUAAAUGGUCACAUUAGUACCGAUGUUAAUUCAGAAAUAAUAGGUAAGAAACUAUUGAUAAUCGCACAUCUUGGGCAUAUAAAUUGUCAACAGCAUAUGGUUGUCUUAUGGAAUGUGACCAUUCAGAACAAUUAGUAAGGACGUAAAAUGUGAGAGUAUAGUACUUUUGACAGUUCAUUGUAAACAUUUGUAUAAAGAAUUGCUAUUUAUAUGUCGUUUGGUAAGUGUUAAAGCUUUAAUAAGCGUAGGUUACUUUUUUAAUGUGUCUGUCAAAAUAUGUACUAUAGUGAAUUGUGUUUAUGACAGUAUUGACCUAUAUUUGAAGUAUUUAUACUCAUUUGUUUUGUGUAUUAGAGUCGGGAGUCGAGAGUCGGGAGUUCAGGAAGAGUCCGGGCGGUCCGAAAGAGUUGGGUUUUGGCAGGGACAUAGAGAAUAUUAUAUGUUAUCUAGAAAUAUGUUAUUAUGUUAAGAAGGAACAUUUUAAUAAAGAAAUAACAUAUGAAAAAUUAUUGGUUUAAUGAGUUAGAGUUCUGCUGGCAAGACACUUAGAGUUAUAGAAAGUUCUGAAGAGUUAUGUGGCGUUACGUUACAUAUUUAAAACAUAGAAAAUAUACUUAAGAAUGAACCGCAAUUUCCAAAGAACUGAUUGUAGGGUAAAAUGAAGUACUAUAAUUUCAUUUAAAGUGUCACUCUUAUUCAAAAUCGAUACAUACACAUGUAUAACAAACAUCAAUUUUGAAUGAUAAACCUAACUAACUACUAAAUAAUGCAUUUAUGGAAAAUAUUAAUUAUUGAUAACAAGAUUGUAACCAUGUAUUUAAUAGCUGAAAAUACACAAAUAUUAAAUGAUUGGUGAAUGCUAAAAGAUUUACUAAGAUCUACUAUAGUCUCAUAAGGUAGAAAUACCGUGUUUUAUGCUCAUUUCUUUCAAAUUAAACUCAGUAUCCUUCAUAAGAACCAUUGGUUUCGACAUUUAUUUAUCCUUUUUGGAAUAUUAAAACAAUAUUAUCUAUUGUGGUAAAUCUUAUUUGGGAGUAAGAGUUCAUCUUUAAAACAUUAUGAGUUUAUAUUUUACGCCUAAUUAGCAUUUAAUUGCAACAUAAUACGAUUCAGAUUUAUUCCAGAUUUUAACGACUUCUCAGAGUUUAUUUCCGAGGAAUAAACCUAUCUGAAUGCGAUGACCCACAUUCUAUUCUUAACUACAAUGUACAUGUAUAUAUUAUCGGUCCUCGGUCGUAUUUAUUUGAUUCAGUACGCGUUCAUUUUGAAACUAUUCUGUUUCUUUACUUAUUCUGAUUCUGCUUUUUUAUAUUACGUUCUGUAACUCGCCGAUAUGAAAAAAAAAUCCUUUUUGUACAAUUUCAAUUGCGGUAUAUUACGUAAAACGCAGCUUAUUCGAACUAUAUUAACCGCAUAUCAAAGAUUGAUAUUUGUUACCAAGCUACUCAUAGCAAGCUAAUUAAUAUGAAGAACGCAGUCCGUAGCUAUUUGAGCAGAUUGCUUACUAGUUAUUUUCGAUGUAAAUUAGGUCGAUGACCACCGCAGUUCUAACCGCGCUGGGGGUGAUACGCCCGUGAGCGCAUUAAUCUGCAAAAGUUAAAAUUGUUAUGUCGAUCUGCCGAUGCGAUUUCCGAGAUACGGCUAUAAAAGUCUGCAGGUCUAGCGGCCUACAGCCUAAAAAACCUUACUUGCUGCAAAAGAUAAAAUCUCGAAUCGCGCAAACACGCCGCCGACAUAUAAAAACUACCCCUGCCAAUAUUCAUAAGCCAAUCGACAACUUACUCAUAAGCAGACGACAAUUCGCCAAUUUCAAACGGAAAUAAUUAUAUUUGUGUUACGAUAGGGACAUAGAUGAUGAAUACCACUCCUUAUGAAAAUGUCGUUAUUAUUUUCAACUAUAAAAAACGUUUAUGAAACGUUAUUUUUAUGUUAGUCUAUCAGCAUUAAAGUUUUACUAAAGUAAUGACUUCAUCUUAUAAGAAGCUUUUUGUUUAAUGAUUAUGUCUGUAGUCUGUAGCUUUUAUUUAUAUAAAUUAUGGAUUGUAUAACAUGGUUAUGACAGGUGACAAGCACAUACAUGUUAAUGCAUACAUGUUUACGUAUUUAUACGAUGUUCUUUUGUAUUAGUCUUAAUAAACUGUAAACUGAUCAUUUUUCUGAUCAAGUAUACACACAAUGAAUUUCGAUGGACAAGAUGCGUACAUUGAAAUCGUGAUGCUGUUGAUGGACAGUGUUAAAUAUGUAAAGGAAGAAUUAUUGGUUAAGUAUAUUUCACAAGUAAGUCGGACAGAUAUUGAUACUUACCUCGGACAAAAAAGGGGUAUUAUCCUAUCAGUAUGUGACAAAGAAGCUACGGACAUACUUUUUCCCACGGGAGGAAGAAAAACGAAUGUUAAGGAAUGGGACAUGUCGAUGCUAGACGCAGUAUUUACACAGCUGCAAAAGGAUUUGCUUUUAGAAUGUGUUCGUUCAUCGGGUAUGGAUCUCAAGCAGGUUCUGCUCACCCACCGGCAAGGUAUAGGAAAUUCAAAUAUUGGUCAAACUAGAGGUUAUGCAUUUUCCUCUCAGAAUCCAGAUAUUACCCGUUGGACGAUGCCAAUGCUUUGUGUCGUUUUGAAAAACGCAUUUCCGCAAGAUGUGAGAGUGCCCCUACAUUGUGCUAUUGACGCCACGCAUACGAUAAGAAAUACAUUGGUUCACUGUAAAAAGGCAUCAGUUGACCAGGACGACUACAAGAAGUUUACAUCAGAAAUAGACCAUUUGAUUAAGAAUACCAAGGAGUUUUUUAACAAUCCUGAGUUCAAUGGAACUAUUGACAGAGGGGUCAACAUGAUAAAGAAGAAAUGCUAUGCUAUGUCAUUUCCGGACGCAAGUGUUGCAUUCAACAGCUGGGCCAUAAGACAAAAUGAAAUUGAAAACAAACUUGAUCAGCACCACGCAGAAAACAUAAUCCAGCAUGCUCAAACACAGGAAAUGGUUAAACAAACUUUGGACAGAUUAACUGUAUUGGAAAACCAAUUAGGUCAAAAACUUCCGGUACAUGUAUUGGUAGAGAUUGAGGGCCAGUCGAACCGUCCAAAGGAAGAAAUAGAUGAGUUGCACAGACGUUUUGUACAGCUUAUAAAUGCUUGUAUAGAAAUGAAAGGAACACCGUUUGACAAUCAACAAAGAGAUUCUAUCAAUGAAUCAUUAUGCCAGGUUUUGCGUGAUUUGCCACAAAAUGGAAUUAGAAUUGUGGGCGCGGAAAAUAAAUGCAUCGUCCUAAGAGUACAGUGUCAGUCUAUGAGUGCAUUCAAACAGCUUUAUGAAGCCAGUCUUUCUGGAGAGCUCACAAAAUGGUUUGCCCCGUUGGAAAACGAAGUAAGAAAAAGCUGGCACGCCUCGUACAUACAAACAGUAACCAUAAGGCAGGAAAUGGUUCCAGGAAUUAUUCAAAAGAUAGCCAUUGAAUUAUCCAAGAAGGUUUUUGACGAAAACGUUGAAGUAUUUAACUCAGGAGGUAGUACUAGAAUUGCCUUGCCAUGCGUCGACAUGCUAACGACUGCAGUUGGAAAGGAGUGCGAUUUAGGAACAGCAAGUGCUCUAAUUCGUGCGAUUCAGUCCUACGGGCAAUCUGAGAAUUUCAAAGCAACUCAUGUGAUUGAAGGUAAAGCAGCAUAUUCCAAGCACUUUUGUGAACAAUCAAGAAAAUGGCCUGGUUUUAGGAGAAGCUGCGUUUACGUCGAAGAGAUAUCCCAGUCCUAUUAUACAUUACUUGAUGAAUGCGGGCUAGAUGUACAAAACGUGGAUAGAAAGAAAUGCGAAUUACAGCUCUUACAAAAUGUAAGGAAACAAAAUUGUUCUGUUGAAAUAUUUGCAUUGUCGAAUACUAUAACAGGCAUACGGAUGUUUGAAAAUCACUUGAAGUUUGCUGAAUCAAACACGGAUAUCGAAAAUAUUCCUCAACAUGAACGAAUGAUCGUGGUUAUCACCUUUGAAGAUGAGAAACAACUUUUGCAUACAUAUCUAUCUGACCACAAAAAAGGUAUUUUUCAUGUAUGUGUGGUUUUCGUCAACGAAAGAGGACCUGAUAUACCCUACGUUCAACCAGGUGAUUUUGGAGUGCAAUGCUUCAUAUGCCAAACAAGACCUGAACUCAUAUCAAACAGCAUUGGUGUUCUUCUAGAAAGGAAUGUAAUGCAUUUCCUGAGAUCUCAAGUGCAGACGCUGUUAUUAUUUAGAGAACAAGUAGAGAUCCAAAACAAACUUGAGACACCGGCGUUGAAAGAUAUGUUCCAGCAUUUGAGAAGUCGAUUUGAAAUCGUUUUCGUUGCGAAAGCUAUGGACAACCAAAAAUCAAGUGCUGACACAGAAGACGUUCUCUUGCACCAACUCAACAAAGUUUUGAAAAAGAACGCUUCGCAUAUAAGCAAUGUUCUACAGAUGGCAAAUGCGUUAUACAAACGGCGAAAGACGAAAAUACCGGAAGAAGAAAGAGAAGACAUUCAAGACAUACCAAAUCCUGUUAAUGAGCUGGUCGAAGGACUUCAGGCACAGACAUAUCCACACGUAAUCGGUUUUGAGGUUGACAGUGGGGCACUGAACGUUUACGUCGAUUUCAUGAUCGACGAAAGCACUAUGCAACGUCUGGAUUUCAUUUUCUCAAAGAUUCUUAAGAGGGAAGCGUUACCCUAUAAAGUAGUUUUUGCAAAAUUGAAACUAUAUUCCCGUUUAAGUUGUGGUUCCAGGGUUUCUUGUGAUGCACAACAAUGCGUCGGAGAUGUACAUGGCGCGUAUGGUACACUAGGAGGAUUUGUUGAGCACAACAAUAUAUCCUCUACCAGUAUAUGUGCAGUCACUACCAGGCAUUUAGCGAUACUUUCAGGGAACAAUUCGUGUAUUGUUGAUGGCGUGUGUAUUGGCAAAUGGCUAAAAAACGAAACUGACGUAACAAUCGACAUUGCAGCCGCCCAUAUAUUUAAUGAAUUUGUUCCAAAUUGCAAGUUUGCGUUUCAAGAUGAAAACGGGUAUGAUAAGCCCUGCAGUCUUUACGACAACAACAGACGAGAUUUAAAUGAACUUCGUGGUCUUCAUGUGCAUAUUUGGGGGGCGAAUUCAAAGCCUGGUACAGGUAUGAUACUUUCUAACGAUUGUUCGAAAGGUAGCGUCAAUUUCUUUCUUGUUACUGACUUGCCAGGACAAAAUGCCCCGUUUUGUGAUAGUGGCGAUAGUGGAGCUUUUGUCUUAACAGAAAGCAUUGAUGAUGAUAGCAUGACAGCUAUAGGCAUAGUAGUGGGUGAAAUGAUGAAAUUGGGAUCCUCGGGAAAAAAUACAGAGAAAAAAAAAUACUUUUGUCACUAUCUGCAUGAAGGUUUAGAUCAACUUGCGAAAGCUCAUAAAGGAACUUUCAAAUUACUAAAUUGUGAAUAGUGUUUACGUUUGAUACAGGUGUAUGCGUACAGUGCAUGUUUUGGUAACAUGACACGUUAAAGGUUAAUGCUAUGACACUAAAUUGUUGUUUAAAACUACAUACUCAUGACAAAAUAAAACAAAAAUGAGACAUGCAGUCUGCAACUUUUCACUUUAAUUCAGACCAAAGGAUAAGUUUGGUUAUUUAAUAAAAUUAUAAUAUUAGCGAAUUUUUUUAUUAUAAUGACCAUGAUGGUCUAUAAUGCUCUGCCGGAUUAAGUAUUUUUUUCUAUGAUUUAAUGAUUAAUGGGAAAUGUACCUGCAAAAAGGUUGGUAUACAAAGCAUUUUUUAAGAUCACUUGAUGAUUCGUGUGAGCUUAGCAAGACUCGUUGGAAUCGCGAUAAAUAGCAAUUAGACAUUGUCAGAAUGCUUGUCUCAAAAUAAUCCCAUACGAUAAUGAUACUGCGUCUUCUCAGAUGAAAAUUUAAAUCCUUAUGACAAUUCAUUGUUUAUUUCAUAGAAUAUAUUAUCGUUCAAGAGAGUAAUUGAAUAACGAAAUACGAUAUGUUUGGCUUUCUUCUCGUUUAAUUGCCGACUCAAUUCGUAACACCAUGUUUUGACUAUUCUUAUUUCCGACUUAUCAUUUACUAUAAAAUCUGUCGUCCUCAAACAAUGCAGCUUGUAUAUAUACGUCUGCAACUGUGUAAUAAGAAUAGAUCAUUCACAUUUGCCAUACAAAAGUUCUAACGACAUAUAAUAGGAAGGCUUUAUAUUUCCUGAAAAGUAACAAAAAAUGAAAUCUGUAAAUAGCAUUUACAAUUCCGCGGCAGCCUCUUCUUCGGCGAAGGCGUCGUGCAUUUUUUAUCAUUCGAACGCUCUGUUAUUGUGAGUUUAAUAUAAAACUACAAAUUUUCGACUGUAUGGACGCGUUGCGGGGGUUAGUAUAGUAAAGUUUCCUUGAUUUGUUAAAGAUGCACUCUAGCUCCAAAAUAGUUUUACCACAAUUAAUAAUAUUGUUUUAAAAUUCCAAAAAAAGGAUGAAUACAUGUCAGAAAAAAAUGGUUAUUAUGAAGGAUACCGAGUUUAAUUUGAAAGAAAUGAGCAUAAAACACGGUAUUUCUACCUUGUUAGACUAAAGUAGACCACAGUAAAUCAUUCACCAAUCAUUUAAAAUAUUAGCGCUUUCCGUUAUUAAAUUCAAGGUUAAAAUCUUGUUUUCAGUAGUUAAUAUUUUCCAUACAUGCAUCAUUUAGUCAGUAGUUUGAAGUUUAUCAGUCAAAAUUUAUGUUUUUAUACAUGUGUAUGUAUUGAUUUUGAAUAAGAGUGUCACUUUAAGUCAAUUUGUUACAAGUAUAGAAAAGUCUCUCUGAUUUGUUAAGUCAAUUUGUUUUGGUAACAUGACACGUUAAAGGUUAAUGCUAUGACACUAAAUUGUUGUUUAAAACUACAUACUCAUGACAAAAUAAAACAAAAAUGAGACAUGCAGUCUGCAACUUUUCACUUUAAUUCAGACCAAAGGAUAAGUUUGGUUAUUUAAUAAAAUUAUAAUAUUAGCGAAUUUUUUUAUUAUAAUGACCAUGAUGGUCUAUAAUGCUCUGCCGGAUUAAGUAUUUUUUUCUAUGAUUUAAUGAUUAAUGGGAAAUGUACCUGCAAAAAGGUUGGUAUACAAAGCAUUUUUUAAGAUCACUUGAUGAUUCGUGUGAGCUUAGCAAGACUCGUUGGAAUCGCGAUAAAUAGCAAUUAGACAUUGUCAGAAUGCUUGUCUCAAAAUAAUCCCAUACGAUAAUGAUACUGCGUCUUCUCAGAUGAAAAUUUAAAUCCUUAUGACAAUUCAUUGUUUAUUUCAUAGAAUAUAUUAUCGUUCAAGAGAGUAAUUGAAUAACGAAAUACGAUAUGUUUGGCUUUCUUCUCGUUUAAUUGCCGACUCAAUUCGUAACACCAUGUUUUGACUAUUCUUAUUUCCGACUUAUCAUUUACUAUAAAAUCUGUCGUCCUCAAACAAUGCAGCUUGUAUAUAUACGUCUGCAACUGUGUAAUAAGAAUAGAUCAUUCACAUUUGCCAUACAAAAGUUCUAACGACAUAUAAUAGGAAGGCUUUAUAUUUCCUGAAAAGUAACAAAAAAUGAAAUCUGUAAAUAGCAUUUACAAUUCCGCGGCAGCCUCUUCUUCGGCGAAGGCGUCGUGCAUUUUUUAUCAUUCGAACGCUCUGUUAUUGUGAGUUUAAUAUAAAACUACAAAUUUUCGACUGUAUGGACGCGUUGCGGGGGUUAGUAUAGUAAAGUUUCCUUGAUUUGUUAAAGAUGCACUCUAGCUCCAAAAUAGUUUUACCACAAUUAAUAAUAUUGUUUUAAAAUUCCAAAAAAAGGAUGAAUACAUGUCAGAAAAAAAUGGUUAUUAUGAAGGAUACCGAGUUUAAUUUGAAAGAAAUGAGCAUAAAACACGGUAUUUCUACCUUGUUAGACUAAAGUAGACCACAGUAAAUCAUUCACCAAUCAUUUAAAAUAUUAGCGCUUUCCGUUAUUAAAUUCAAGGUUAAAAUCUUGUUUUCAGUAGUUAAUAUUUUCCAUACAUGCAUCAUUUAGUCAGUAGUUUGAAGUUUAUCAGUCAAAAUUUAUGUUUUUAUACAUGUGUAUGUAUUGAUUUUGAAUAAGAGUGUCACUUUAAGUCAAUUUGUUACAAGUAUAGAAAAGUCUCUCUGAUUUGUUAAGUCAAUUUGUUUCUGAUUAAUCGGUAGGGUGAAAAAUCAAAUGUAUUUUUGUUUACACUUGAGAUAUACUUUACUCUGACAUCUUCCUGCGGGAUGCAAUAUGUGUAACCUCUAUAAAAAGCAAUUAAUCAAAUAUUAAUUUCAUAUGUUUUUUUCGUAAUAGAGAAUUUACAGUUUUUCCUUUGUAUAUUUGAUGCAUAUAAGUGCUAAAAGCGUACCUGUAUUAUGUAUCUAUGUUAUGUUUAACAGUAUAAUGUUUCAUGUCCUCAGUGCAUGCCAACAGGCACAUUUGUUUUCUGUAAUACCAUUCUUCAUUUUAAUAUUGUUAAAAUAAAUUCGACGAAAGUA